GCGGGCGGCCAUGUCGGAGAGCGAGGGCGGCGCGGCAGAUGCAGUUUCUACAUCUGCUUACUCAUCACCAGCCAAAAGUUUGGGAGACCCUGGAAUCACUCCGCUGUCUCCGUCGCAUAUCGUGAAGGACUCUGAUGCAGAAGAUGCUGUAGAACAGUUAUUUCUUGUUGUUGUGGCUAUUGAUUUUGGCACAACAUCCAGUGGCUACGCCUACAGCUUCACCAAGGAGCCGGAAUGUAUUCAUGUAAUGAGACGAUGGGAAGGUGGAGAUCCAGGUGUAUCCAACCAGAAGACACCAACUACUAUCCUCUUAACACCAGAAAGAAAGUUUCAUAGCUUUGGGUACGCAGCGAGAGAUUUCUACCAUGACUUGGAUCCCAGUGAAUCGAAGCACUGGUUGUAUUUUGAGAAGUUUAAGAUGAAGCUACAUACCACUAGUAAUCUUACCAUGGAGACGGACCUGACAGCUGCAAAUGGCAAAAAAGUCAAAGCGCUUGAGAUAUUUGCUUACGCCCUGCAAUUUUUUAAGGAACAGGCAUUAAAGGAGCUCAGUGACCAAGCAGGUUCAGACUUUGAAAAUACUGAAGUAAGAUGGGUUAUUACAGUGCCUGCUAUUUGGAAGCAGCCUGCGAAGCAGUUUAUGAGACAAGCUGCCUACAAGGCAGGAAUGGCAAGCCCCGAAAACCCCGAGCAGCUGAUCAUCGCCCUGGAACCCGAGGCAGCUUCUAUCUACUGCCGGAAGCUCCGCCUUCACCAGAUGAUAGAGCUGAGCAGCAGAGCACCUGUCAAUGGCUAUAGCCCCAGUGACACCAUCGGAACUGGAUUUACACAAGCUAAGGAACACGUCCGUCGCAAUCGACAGAGUCGCACCUUUUUGGUGGAAAAUGUUAUAGGAGAAAUCUGGUCCGAACUGGAAGAAGGUGACCGUUACAUCGUUGUUGACAGUGGAGGAGGCACAGUGGAUAUGACUGUCCAUCAGAUCAGGCUCCCUGAAGGACAUCUUAAGGAACUGUACAAAGCAACAGGUGGGCCAUAUGGUUCCCUAGGUGUGGACUAUGAAUUUGAAAAGCUCCUGUGUAAAAUAUUUGGAGAAGAUUUUAUUGAGCAAUUUAAAAUCAAGCGUCCUGCUGCCUGGGUAGAUCUGAUGAUAGCAUUUGAGUCCCGUAAACGGGCAGCAGCUCCAGACAGGACCAAUCCACUAAACAUCACUCUGCCUUUCUCCUUCAUCGAUUACUAUAAGAAGUUUCGAGGUCACAGUGUAGAACAUGCCUUGAGGAAAAGCAACGUGGACUUUGUGAAGUGGUCUUCCCAAGGAAUGUUGAGGAUGAGCCCAGAUGCAAUGAAUGCACUCUUCAAACCUACAAUUGACCAGAUUGUUCAACACCUGAGUGAUGUGUUCGAUAAGCCAGAAGUGACCAAUGUCAAGUUUCUGUUCCUGGUGGGUGGCUUCGCUGAAUCCCCUCUACUCCAGCAAGCUGUCCAGAGCGCUUUUGGUUCGAGAUGUCGAGUCAUCAUUCCUCAGGAUGUGGGGCUCACUAUCCUCAAAGGAGCUGUUCUCUUUGGUCUAGACCCUGCUGUCAUCAAAGUACGGCGUUCGCCUCUCACCUAUGGUGUGGGUGUGCUGAAUCGGUUUGUGGAAGGGAAGCAUCCACCGGAGAAGCUGCUAAUCAAAGAUGGCACGCGUUGGUGCACUGAUGUCUUUGACAAAUUUAUCUCUGCCGACCAAUCUGUCGCCCUUGGAGAAACUGUGACACGCAGUUACACACCUGCCAAACCUUCUCAGUUAGUAAUAGUGAUCAAUAUCUAUAGCUCAGAACAAGAUAAUGUCAGCUUCAUCACUGAAUCUGGAGUGAAAAAGUGUGGCACCCUUCGCCUGGAUCUCACAGGAACUGAUGCUUCCGUGCCAAACAGACGGGAGAUCAAAACACUUAUGCAGUUUGGGGACACUGAGAUCAAAGCCAUGGCCAUUGAUGUUGCCACCUCUAAAAGUGUCAAAGUUGGUAUUGAUUUCUUAAACUACUAACAGAUCAUUUGCCCCACCGUGGCCUGUUUGUGAGACUCAUCGUCCAGUAUUUCAUUUUUUGACUUUCAUGUGUCACGUAAUCAUCUUGAAUUUCAGCAGGCUAUAUGAGAACAGCUAAUAAGGUGGGGUAUGUCAUGCUUGUGCCCUUGAAGGACCAAAAGCUGGAUUUUAAAAGACCCUUAAAAAGCUUGAGGAGGAAAAGUUCCAGAAGUAGUAAAAGUUAUUUAGUUGUUCAAGCAUGUGUAAAGAUCUGCCUUUACUAAGUAUUAUUAUUGCAUCCUGAAGAUUGGUUAAGAAAUAUAAAAUCAUAAUCUCUUUGCCUUGCUCUUGUUCUUCUUCCUCUUCCUCCCAAGAAACAUUUGCUAGUCCAGGUGGUUGGUGUAGGGGGGUGUCUGUAUGGCUUGUCUUUCUGAAACAGCACCAUCCUCUGAGCAUGGAAACAAGUUACAGCUUUCUUUUGGUUUUUGGCCUGCACUUUCAAAAAUGUAAGUGCUGAAAAUCAGGAACGAGAAGAAGUAGGAAGUGAGUGGCUUCACUUCUGAGAUCACACUGAAAAGAAAAUCCUUAGAAAUCCUUAAAAGUAGAUUUAGGAAACAUACAUAUUUUAGUAGCCUAAUGUCGGUUGCCCAAGCUUGAGAAGAAGGCCUUUCUUGUCAAGCUCUUUGAACUAGCUAUUGGAUUAAGUAGCUAACAUUGCCCUCGUACUUCAGAAAUUUAAUAAGAGCAAAGUUAUUUCCCUUUUUAGGUCUUAGAAACUUAUAUUUAUUAGUUUCCUUCCAGAAUCACUGAACAGAUGAAGUUGGAAGGGAUCUCUGAAAAUUAACUGGUCCAACCCCUAAGCCCUAAUAAGCUCUAAGCUAGAACAGGAUGCUCUGUCCUUUCAGACUGUGAAUAUCUUCAAAGCUGGAGAUGCCUAAACUUGUUGGGGCAAUCUAUUCCAGCCUUUGACAAUGCUCACUGUAAAAAGCAAAAAACAAAAAACAAAAACAAACAAAC
Molecule: messenger RNA, 3019 nt
Organism: Lagopus leucura (white-tailed ptarmigan)
Lineage: Eukaryota; Metazoa; Chordata; Aves; Galliformes; Phasianidae
Gene: HSPA12A
Product: heat shock protein family A (Hsp70) member 12A
Exons: 12
Coding region: 11-2023 (670 amino acids)
Source: RefSeq, a predicted model, not a curated record